AAUUUUUGUUCAAGCUCUAGGGCUCCUCGCCCUCUCGCGAUGGUGCCGCUCGGGAGCGCGCGAUUGCUGAGGUGUAUUUGGAUUUCCAAUAGCCCGGGUCGCCAUUCGGUUCUCUCAGCUGCUGCCGCGCGCAGGGGCAUUGGCGCCGGAAUCAGACGGUCCUCUUCGAUUUCCAUGGCAAUGCCGUCUCCAAGAGGAAAUCUCACAGCAUUGUGUUCGGGAUCCAAGAAUCCGGGUCCCGGGAUCACGGCAGAGCCUUCGUCCGUCAGGAAUGCGAGGAAGAAUGUGAAGGACAAGGAAUUUGUUCCUGAUAAGAAGCUGGCGGAUUUGAGGAAAUUGAUGAGCGAAUCGGGUGUCCAAGCUUACAUCGUGCCAUCGGAGGACGCUCACCAGAGUGAAUUUAUAGCCGAGUGCUUCACGCGACGAGCUUACGUUUCAGGAUUCACGGGAAGCGCAGGAACUGCUGUGAUCACCUUGGAGAAGGCUGCGCUUUGGACGGAUGGUCGAUACUAUCUUCAGGCUGAGAACCAACUUGGACCUGAAUGGACGCUCAUGAGAGGUGGCUCUGUUGGCGUGCCUUCAUACAGUGAGUGGCUCAGGGACAAUCUCUCUGCUGGUUCGGCUGUAGGCAUUGAUCCAUUUCUUGUCACCCACGAAGGUGCGGAGGAGCUCAGGCGAACCUUGUCAGCCAAAGAGAUUCAACUCACUUUUGUCGAUCGCAACUUGAUUGAUAAGAUUUGGCUCGAUGGGAGACCUUGUCCGCCCAAGUCUCCUCUGAGGGUGCACGAUUUGAUUUACGCUGGCGUUGAUGUCGCAGCGAAGCUCUCGGAUGCGAGAAAGAAACUUUCCGCAGCUGGUGCUACUGGCAUCGUGAUAACCAUGCUCGAUGAAGUUGCAUGGCUGUUUAAUCUUCGUGGUGGCGAUGUCCCUCAUUCUCCAGUGGCUUAUGCUUACGCGCUUGUUGAGAUGGAUAAGGCAACUCUUUUCACUGAUUUGUCAAAGGUGACGCCAGACGUUGAGAUGCAUCUGGAAAACUCUUCUGUGACCGUCAAAGAGUACUCCGCGCUCCUAUCAACUAUUCAAAGAUUAGCUGAGUCGGGCUCAAAAUUGUGGCUAGAUCCAACCAAAACCAACAUGGCCAUUGUGAAUGCAUUUUCGGAUGGAUGUACGGGCUUUUAUGCCAAAGCGGAUGUCGACGGGAAAAAUGGAACAUCAGAUGGACCGGCUGCAUUACACAGACCAUCGCCGCUAUCUGUGCCGAAGGCCAUAAAAAAUGCUGCUGAGAUGUCAGGGAUGAAACAAGCACACUUGAGAGAUGCUGCAGCACUGGUUGAGUUUUGGGCUUGGCUCGAAGUACAAAUCGUUACUGAGAAAGCCAAGCUUACGGAGGUGGAAGUUGGCGAUGAACUUCUCCGCUUUCGUUCCAAACAAGAAGGAUUUCUAGAAACUAGCUUUGACACGAUUUGCGGAUCGGGUGCAAACGGAGCCAUUGUUCACUAUAGGGCGGAAAGUGAUACGUGUGCUUUAGUGGAUGAUGAACACAUGCUCUUGCUUGACAGUGGCGCGCAAUAUACAGAUGGAACAACAGAUAUAACCAGGACUGUUCAUUUUGGGGUGCCUACUGAUUACCAGAAAGAGUGUUUUACGCGAGUUUUACAGGGGCACAUAUCGAUUGAUCAAGCAGUUUUCCCAGAGAAUACUCCAGGCUUCGUACUCGACGUUCUGGCUCGUUCGUCCUUGUGGAGAAUUGGACUUGACUAUCGUCACGGAACUGGCCAUGGAGUUGGCGCUGCUCUCAAUGUCCAUGAAGGUCCUCAAAGCAUCAGUUUUCGGUUCGGAAACAUGACUGCCUUGCAACCGGGAAUGAUAAUCAGCAACGAGCCUGGUUACUACGAAGAUCACAAGUUUGGAAUUCGAAUAGAGAAUUUACUUCAUGUUUGCGAGGUGGAGACACCAAACCGCUUUGGGGGAGUUUCCUAUCUGGGAUUUGAAUGCCUGUCAUUCGUUCCAAUCCAGACAAAACUCAUAGCCCUUCAUCUCUUGUCCGACGAGGAUAUCUCUUGGGUGAACAAGUAUCACGCUGCAGUCUGGGACAAGGUGUCUCCGCUUGUGAAUGAGAGCGCUCGCGAGUGGCUAAAGCGAAAUACUCUUCCUAUCAAAAGAGCGUGAAAGGUAAGCAAUGUGAAUCCUAUUGUCUCAUGGUAAACAGUAUGUGAAUCCUAUUGUCUCAUGGUGAACGGUAACUAUUGUCACUCAAUGUGAAUCCUAUUAUGGAGAUCACACAA
Molecule: messenger RNA, 2285 nt
Organism: Selaginella moellendorffii
Lineage: Eukaryota; Viridiplantae; Streptophyta; Lycopodiopsida; Selaginellales; Selaginellaceae
Product: probable Xaa-Pro aminopeptidase P
Exons: 13
Coding region: 40-2169 (709 amino acids)
Molecular function (GO): metalloaminopeptidase activity
Source: RefSeq, a predicted model, not a curated record